Molecule: messenger RNA, 1811 nt
Organism: Colletotrichum scovillei
Lineage: Eukaryota; Fungi; Ascomycota; Sordariomycetes; Glomerellales; Glomerellaceae
Exons: 1
Coding region: 364-1692 (442 amino acids)
Biological process (GO): intra-Golgi vesicle-mediated transport
Cellular component (GO): COG complex
Source: RefSeq, a predicted model, not a curated record
UAUGCUUUUGGUCUACUGAAGCUAUCCGCGUAUAGCAACACGGCGUCAUCGGUGAGUUCGAGAGAGGAAAUGGCGGGUUUAAACUUGUGGCUGAGAGAAACAAAUUGCGGGGCGACAGAAGUCCUGACAUAUGUGGCUGAUCUCCAGUGUGGCUGAUGUCCCCGACUUACGUAAGGCAAUUCAUGAACGCACAGUACGUACCGCCCCUCGACCGAGACAGGACAGCUGGAGCUUGAGCAUCGCAAUCAACAAUUCCCAGAGCUACCCCCUCCAAGCUCCCACGCCCAAUCCCUCCAGGGCCACAACACAGACUCGCCAACACACAUUGACUCCACGACAGUCAAUGGCCCAUACCCGCCCAUCAUGACGACCCGCGAAGAAGAGGACCCCUCCUACAUCGACUACGAAGCCUUUCUCGAUCCCGAAUUCAGCCCCUCCUCCUUCGCAAAUACCCUCGUUCUCGCAACGAACAACCCCAACGAUGCGCCCCUAGAUCUCUCGACUCCCCUCUCCCGCGUGCUAUUCGACACCCAAGAGAUCGAUUCCCACAUCGAUGUCCUGACGACAAAGUCUGCAGCCCCUCUCCUGCAAUACACGAAAGAGCAGACGACAUCCAGCAAGCGCAUUAUUUCAGAGCUCGACGCCCAAAUCAAGAACCUCAACGACAGCUACAAGCAGCUCGAGAAGGAGGUCAUUGAUAAGCAUGCUGAGGCCGAGGAAGUGCGGCAGGUUGCGACGAGGCUAUGGGAGACACUGAAGCUCGGUCGCUCUGUGGGACGUUGUCUGCAGCUCGGGAGGCAGCUUGAGGUCCAGCACACUGAGAUCGCGGGGUCCAGCGUCAGUGCUGCGGCCGCUGCUGCUGGGAAGAAGGAGGACCACCGAGCGCUGGUACGGUGUUCGCAUACCAUCUUGUCUCUACGAGAGGUGCUUGAUAAUACGGCGCCAGGGGAAGAGGGUCACGGUCUGGGCAAGGUCGAUGCGAUUCGCACUCUUCGGGAGUCUAUAAUCACCCCGGUUGAGAGAUCUGUCAAGGAGACGGCAGAGAAGAUUAUUCGCGACUUUGCGAUUCCCAACUCGGCUACCUUUGCGCAGGGCGAGGAAGUCAAGGCAAGGACAGUAUCGGCCAUGAUCACGCUGUUCCUGCUCUCUCCGGCACCGACGCAAAAGACGGAACGAUGGACGCCGCAGCUACUCCUGCAGAGCCUGGAGACAUACUUCCGCUCGGCGCUACAAUCGUCUAUUGCCUCGCUCUCGCGCUCGCUAGGCCAGCUUCCCUCCCUCGAGCGUACUCUUGCCGAAAUCUCGGCGCGGUGCCAGAACAUCGUUGCUCUCGAGCUUGUCCUCGAGUCCACGAAGCUGCCUGCGCACCCACUCGUGUCGGCGCCUCAGAAGCAGACCAAUAUGCUGCAGCCUUUGUUGGCGUAUCUGGAAACAGGUAGCCUACCGAGCUACUUUUGGCGGACGAUGGCUGGAAACCUGGGCACGAGGGUACAGGAGAUUGUGAAUCGUGGUGGGGUGUCUGCGCGCACGCUGAGGUCCAAUAGGGCGAGCGUUGGCGAUGCUGUGAGGGAGUGUGUUGUGAGAGGGUGCCAGAUGCCGAGUGCGCUCAAGGGCAAGGGAAGAGGGGAAGGCAACUGGGAUCGAGAGGUCGCUGUCAUGGUAGGCAGUGUUGUCAAUAACCUUGGUCGCUAGUGUAUGUUGAGGUCUAUACGGUGUUGAGUCACAGCCACCAAUAAAGGCUAAGACGGAGAAGCAUAGAUAGCGCUUCCAAUGGAAGCCGAGAUGCAAUUUCAGAACGAAAAAUCACCAAC